Pteropus alecto (black flying fox) is the source of this 9327-nucleotide messenger RNA. It is a transcript of the gene PRRC2C, whose product is annotated as proline rich coiled-coil 2C. Lineage: Eukaryota; Metazoa; Chordata; Mammalia; Chiroptera; Pteropodidae. The transcript has 36 exons. The record is from RefSeq and is a predicted model, not a curated record. Bases 290 to 7678 code for a protein of 2462 amino acids. Gene Ontology annotation, biological process: cell differentiation.
GUAAUACGUAGGGGCUGGCUAGCCGCCAUCUUGCUUCUUUUUCUCGCUCGCUCUCUCUCCCUGCUCGGGAAGAAGCGAAAGUGCUUUGGCGGUUUGUCCAUCUGCAGCUGCGGCUCCCCCAGCCCGGUGGUCCUGCGGCCACCGCUGGCCCCAGCCUCCUCUCGCCCUUCCUUGGAUCAGAGCUCGGCCGAAGCCCUCGAAGUGCGCACACACACUCAGCUUGACACCCUGGCCGACUGGUUUUAAGGGGUGUGGCAGGAGGUUUUGGACUCGAUGAGUUUCCACCGAAAUGUCGGAGAAGUCAGGCCAGAGCACAAAAGCAAAGGAUGGGAAAAAGUAUGCGACACUCAGUUUAUUUAAUACUUACAAGGGGAAGUCAUUAGAAACUCAGAAAACCACAGUUGCAGCUCGACAUGGAUUACAGAGUCUUGGAAAAGUUGGAAUUUCACGGCGGAUGCCUCCCCCUGCUAACCUUCCAAGUCUCAAAGCAGAAAACAAAGGCAAUGACCCUAAUGUGAACAUCGUACCGAAAGACGGCACAGGGUGGGCGUCAAAGCCAGAGCAGCAUGAGGAAGAAAAAACACCAGAAGUUCCACCAGCACAGCCAAAACCUGGGGUUGCAGCUCCCCCAGAAGUAGCACCUGCUCCCAAAUCAUGGGCCAGUAACAAGCAAGGUGGGCAAGGAGAUGGAAUCCAGGUGAACAGUCAUUUUCAGCAAGAAUUUCCGAGCUUGCAGGCAGCUGGGGAUCAGGAAAAAAAAGAAAAAGAAGCAACCGAUGACAACUAUGGACCUGGACCUAGUUUACGCCCACCAAAUGUUGCUUGUUGGAGAGAUGGCGGUAAGUCUGCUGGCCCACCCUUAACCUCUGACCAAGAUGAAAAGCUCCCUGGCCAGGAUGAAAGCACAGCUGGAUCAUCAGAGCAAAAUGACAUCCUCAAGGUGGUGGAAAAGAGGAUAGCUUGUGGUCCUCCGCAAGCUAAACUCAAUGGACAGCAGCCUGCCCUCACUUCCCAGUACAGAGCCAUGAUGCCUCCCUAUAUGUUUCAGCAGUAUCCAAGGAUGGCGUAUCCUCCUCUUCAUGGUCCCAUGAGGUUUCCACCUUCUUUAUCUGAAGCAAACAAAGGUCUUCGAGGAAGAGGCCCGCCUCCUUCGUGGGCCUCUGAGCCUGAACGCCCCUCCAUCCUUAGUGCAUCAGAGCUGAAGGAGCUCGAUAAAUUUGAUAACCUAGAUGCUGAAGCUGAUGAAGGUUGGGCAGGUGCCCAGAUGGAAGUAGAUUAUACAGAACAGCUGAAUUUCAGCGAUGAUGAUGAGCAAGGAAGUAGUAGUCCUAAAGAAAACAGCAGUGAGGACCAAGGUUCAAAAGCCUCUGAAAACAGUGAAACCCGAAAAGAAGCAGAUGAAGUGUGCAAUACUAAAUCGUCAUCUCAGAUACCUGCCCAGCCACCAGUAGCAAAAGGUCCCUAUGGGAAAGGACCACCAUUUAAUCAGGAACGUGGACCAUCUUCCCACCUGCCACCACCUCCAAAGCUGCUUGCACAGCAGCAUCCUCCUCCAGACCGACAGGCAGUACCUGGAAGACCAGGCCCUUUCCCCGCCAAGCAGCAAGUACCUGACGAAGAUGAAAUAUGGAAGCAGAGAAGAAGACAGCAGUCAGAACUUUCUGCAGCGGUGGAACGUGCUCGUAAACGGCGUGAAGAGGAAGAGCGAAGGAUGGAAGAACAGAGGAAGGCAGCUUGUGCUGAGAAAUUGAAACAGUUGGAUGAAAAGCUUGGUAUCGUGGACAAGCAGCCAUCUCCGGAGGAAAUCAGAGAAAGGGAGCGGGAAAAGGAACGGGAGCGGGAGAAAGAACUCGAAAAAGAACAAGAACGGGAGCGAGAGAAGGAGAGGGAAAAAGAAAGGGAGAGGCUGCAGGAGAAGGAGAAAGAGCUGGAGAGAGAGCAGGAGAAACAAAGAGAAAUGGAGAAGGAAAGAAAGCAAGAAAAAGACAAAGAACUAGAACAGCAGCCGGAAAAGGAAAAAGAACUAGAACUGCAAAAGACGAAAGAACAGGAAAAGGAGGGUGAAUCGGAGAAGAAAGAAAGGGAGAAAGUGGAGGAAAAAAUCGAGCACAAGGAACCUGCUUUAGAGCCUCUGGUAGAAAAACCAGAAAGUGAAAGCAGCACUAAUAAAGAGGGUGACCCCGUUUUCACUAGACAAGACAGCAGUCGCGGUGAGAAAGAGACCACACAAGUGGCACACGAAACGGAACCAGAGUCAGGGUCUCAACCUCGGCCUGCUGUUUUAUCUGGGUAUUUUAAACAGUUCCAGAAGUCCUUACCACCACGGUUCCAGCGGCAGCAGGAGCAGAUGAAACAGCAGCAAUGGCAGCAGCAGCAACAGCAAGGUGUACUUCCACCGACGGUCCCAUCGCAGCCAUCCAGUGGCGCUGUCCCUCCUCCCCCACACAGGCCUCUUUACCAGCCAAUGCAGCCCCACCCUCAGCACUUGGCAUCCAUGGGUUUUGAUCCAAGGUGGCUCAUGAUGCAGUCGUACAUGGAUCCAAGAAUGAUGUCAGGUAGAGCGGCCGUGGACAUCCCUCCCAUUCAUCACGGAAUGAUUCCUCCUAAACCACUGAUGAGAAGAGAUCAGAUAGAAGGGUCACCAAACAGUUCUGAGUCAUUUGAGCAUAUAGCUCGAUCUGCAAGAGACCAUGCAGUGCCCCUCUCAGAGCCGCGUCUGAUGUGGGGGUCAGAUCCCUACCCUCAUCCUGAGCCUCCACAGGCCGCCACUCCCCAGGCAGCGGAAGAGCCUGAGGGCGUAAGGCCCGAAGCUCCGUUGGCUCAGGAACAGGUUACUGCUGCUUAUCCUGUAGAACACAGUCGGCCAGAGCCUCGUCCCAAAGCGGACUUUGCUAGAGAGCCAAGUGAGACGGAAGUACAGAAGUUUUUAAGCAGGUCUGUGGAAGACAUUAGACCUCACCCCACGGACUCAAGCAGUCAGCCUGCUUGUUUUGACGUCCUUGAUCAAAAGACUGCAACUGCCCCUCACGAAGAGCGGCCUGCAGCUGGGGAAAGUCAGCCUGCCCGGAAAAGGAGUGUUUCCCACGGGUCUAACCACCCGCAGAAAUCAGAGGAGCAGAGAAGCGAGCCGCCUGCCAGCAUUCCUAAGGUACCCAGCAGGUGCAUAGAACCGAAAGAACCCGCAGACAGGUCGGAGGACAAACCAAAAAAGGACGGCUUCAUACGGUCUUCCGAAGGACCGAAACCUGAAAAACUGUAUAAAUCCAAGUCGGAAACUCGCUGGGGCCCACGGCCAGGUUCCAACAGAAGAGAAGAAGGUAGCGAUCGGCCUGUGAGAAGAUCGGGUCCCAUUAAAAAACCUAUACUUAGGGAUAUGAAAGAGGAGCGAGAGCAAAGGAAGGAGAAAGAAGGAGAAAAGGGAGAAAAGGCCACUGAGAAAGUUGUAAAAGCGGAAAAAACGGAAAAGAAAGAUCCUGUCCCUGCGCCCCCAGCAGCCGCAGCACCGGCUCAGGCCCAGGCCCAGGCCCAGGCCCAGCCGGCCCCACCAGCGCCUCCGCCGGAACCCGACGCGCCCGGGGACAAGACGCCGGACCUGUCCAACCAGAACUCGUCCGACCAGGCCAACGAGGAGUGGGAAACCGCGUCCGAGAGCAGCGACUUCAACGAGCGGCGGGAGAGGGACGAAAAAAAAAAUGCCGACGUGAGUGCGCAGGCCGCCGCCAAGGCCGGUGACAGCGGGUCCCCGCCGAAGCGGGACGUGGCCAAGCGCAGUUUCUCCAGUCAGAGGCCCGGCGUGGACCGCCAGAACCGGCGCGGCAACGGCGGCCCCCCCAAGCCCGGCAGGAACUUCUCGGGUCCCAGGAGCGACAGGAGAAGCGGCCCGCCCCCCAAGGGCGGGAAGCGCGGGCCGUUUGAUGACCAGUCUGCAGGCACAGCGGGCGUCGACCCUCCCAGUGGCAGCUCCGCACACCAUCAGGAGGGAGCACCUAAUGGGACAGGACAGAAGAACAAUAAAGAUUCUGCAGGGAAAAAAAGAGAAGACCCCAAGCCAGGCCCUAAGAAACCCAAAGAGAAAGUGGAUGCACUGUCACAGUUCGAUCUCAACAAUUAUGCAAGUGUUGUUAUAAUUGACGACCAUCCUGAAGUGACAGUAGUUGAAGACCCACAGUCAAAUUUGAAUGAUGACGGUUUUACUGAAGUGGUAUCCAAAAAACAACAGAAGCGUUUACAGGAUGAGGAACGCCGGAAGAAGGAAGAACAGAUCAUACAGGUCUGGAACAAAAAGAAUGCGAAUGAAAAAGGACGAAGUCAGACUUCUAAGCUUCCUCCAAGAUUUGCGAAAAAGCAGGCUACAGGGACCCAGCAAGCACAGUCUCCAUCUGCAGCUCUGGCCACAGCUCCAGGUCCAGCCUCAGCCGCAGUCCUAACCUCACCCUCCACGCCACUACCAACGUCAGCCUCGGUGCCAGUGCCAGCUUCCACCUCAGCUACCACCCCCUCUUCUUCAGUUCCAGCUCCAACCCCCAUCCUUGCCUCAGCUUCGACCCCAGCCUCUGUCCCCAUCCUGACCUCAGCCUCAAUUCCCAUCCUUGCUUCAGCCCUGGCACCAACUUCAGCUCCAGCUCCAGCCAACUCAUCCCCGACCGCCCCAGCCAACUCAACCCCAACUGCCCCAGCCAGUUCAGCCCCAGUCCCAACUCCAGCCUCACUCCCAGCCCAAGCCCCACUCCCAGCCCCGUCUCCAGCCCUAGUCAGUGUCCCAGGUCCCACCGCCUCAGCCCAAACUCAGGGACAGACUCACAAACCAGUCCAGAGUCCACUACAGACUUCAGCACAGCCUCCAAAACAGCCACCACCUUCAAUUAGACUACCUUCAGCCCAGACACCUAAUGGCACAGAUUAUGUAGCCACAGGAAAGGCCAUCCAGACCUCACAGUCACAUGGCACUCUAGCAACUGAACUGUGGGAUAACAAGGUGGCCCCACCAACUGUGCUGAAUGACAUCUCAAAGAAAUUAGGUCCCAUUAGCCCACCACAGCCGCCUUCGGUCAGUGCCUGGAACAAGCCUCUAACGUCGUUUGGAUCAGCUGCUUCAUCAGAGGGAACAAAGAAUGGUCAAGAAAGUGGAGUUGAAAUUGGAAUUGACACAAUUCAGUUUGGUGCUCCAGCUUCAAACGGGAAUGAAAACGAAAUUGUUCCUGUGCUUUCAGAAAAAACUACUGACAAAAUACCCGAACCUAAAGAACAACGGCAGAAGCAGCCACGGGCAGGCCCUAUCAAAGCCCAGAAGCUUCCGGAUUUGAGUCCAGUAGAAAACAAAGAGCAUAAACCUGGUCCUAUUGGAAAGGAACGAUCAUUAAAAAAUAGAAAAGUAAAAGAUGCCCAACAAGUGGAACCGGAAGGACAAGAGAAACCAAGCCCCACUGUCGUCAGAAGUGCAGAUCCUGUGACAGCAAAGGAAACCAAAGCAGCUUCCGAAAUGUCUGCUGAGAUAGGAACAAUGAUCUCGGUGUCAUCUGCAGAGUAUGGCGCUAACGUGAAGGAGUCUGUAACAGACUAUACUACACCUUCCUCUUCUCUGCCUAACACUGUGGCUACUAAUAAUGCAAAGAUGGAGGAUUCUUUGGUUAAUAAUGUGCCCCUGCCCAACACCCUUCCCCUCCCUAAGAGGGAGACUCUACAACAGAGCUCCAGCCUAACUUCAGUUCCUCCCACUACUUUCAGCCUCACCUUCAAGAUGGAGUCUGCGCGUAAGGCGUGGGAAAAUUCUCCCAACGUGAGGGAGAAGGGCUCUCCGGUGGCCUCUGCAGCGCCCCCCGUCGCCAGCGGCGUCAGCAGCGGCGCCAGCGGCCCGGGCACGGCCAGUUACAGCUCAUUCUCCAGCGCGUCGGUGCCGCAGAUCCCCGUCGCUUCGGUCACUCCUACGACAUCGCUGUCAGGUGCUGGUACAUACACUACCUCUUCUCUGAGUACAAAGUCCACAACCACGUCAGACCCGCCUAACAUCUGUAAAGUGAAGCCCCAGCAGUUGCAGACAGGCAGCCUGCCCUCCGCCAGCCACUUCUCGCAGCUGAGCUGUGUGCCCUCCCUGAUGGCCCAGCAGCAGCAGAGCCCACAAGUCUACGUGUCGCAGUCGGCAGCAGCUCAGAUCCCAGCUUUCUACAUGGACACCAGUCAUUUAUUCAAUACCCAGCAUGCACGAUUGGCUCCACCAUCGUUGGCCCAGCAACAAGGCUUCCAGCCAGGUCUUUCUCAGCCAGCUUCAGUUCAGCAGAUCCCCAUCCCUAUCUACGCGCCGCUGCAAGGACAGCAUCAGGCCCAGCUGAGCCUGGGCGCCGGACCGGCCGUCUCCCAGGCCCAGGAGUUAUUCGGCUCGUCCCUCCAACCGUAUAGAUCUCAGCCAGCCUUCAUGCAGAGCAGCCUGUCCCAGCCGUCUGUGGUCCUCUCUGGCACCGCCAUCCACAGUUUCCCAGCUGUCCAGCACCAGGAACUUGCCAAGGCGCAGUCGGGCCUUGCCUUUCAGCAGACUUCAAAUACUCAGCCCAUUCCUAUACUGUAUGAACAUCAGCUAGGCCAGGCAUCGGGCCUGGGAGGGUCCCAGCUCAUCGACACACAUCUCCUCCAGGCUAGAGCAAAUCUUACCCAGGCUUCAAAUCUUUAUUCCGGACAAGUACAGCAGCCUGGUCAGACAAAUUUUUAUAACACUGCCCAGUCACCGAGUACUCUCCAGCAGGUUACAGUGCCUCUGCCAGCAUCCCAGCUCUCCUUGCCUAAUUUUGGAUCCACGGGGCAGCCGUUGAUUGCUCUGCCCCAGACUCUGCAGCCCCCGUUACAGCACACCACCCCCCAGGCGCAGGCCCCCAGCCUGAGUCGGCCGGCACAGGUCAGCCAGCCUUUCAGAGGAUUGAUCCCCGCGGGAACACAGCACAGCAUGAUCGCGACCACCGGCAAAAUGUCCGAAAUGGAACUGAAAGCCUUUGGAAGUGGCAUCGACAUGAAACCAGGCACACCUCCCAUCAGCGGCAGAAGCACCACACCCACCUCUAGUCCCUUCCGGGCCACGUCCACCAGUCCCAGCAGCCAGUCCAGCAAAAUGAACAGCAUCGUCUAUCAGAAGCAGUUCCCGUCGGCCCCCGCCGCUGUGAGAAUGGCACAGCCUUUUCCCACACAGUUUGCACCCCAGAUUCUCUCUCAGCCUAACCUGGUCCCUCCAUUGGUAAGAGCCCCACAUACUAACACCUUCCCAGCGCCUGUUCAGAGGCCACCAAUGGCACUGGCCAGUCAGAUGCCUCCUCCGCUGACCACAGGCCUCAUGAGCCAUGCUCGUUUGCCACACGUAGCCAGGGGUCCUUGUGGAUCACUCUCUGGAGUCAGAGGUAAUCAGGCCCAGGCUGCGCUGAAGGCUGAGCAAGACAUGAAGGCAAAGCAGAGAGCAGAGGUGCUUCAGUCCACGCAGCGGUUCUUCUCUGAGCAGCAGCAGAGCAAACAGAUAGGAGGCAAAGCCCAGAAAGUGGACAGUGAUUCAAGCAAGCCUCCUGAAACGCUGACCGACACUCCUGGUGUCUGUCAGGAAAAAGCAGAAGAAAAGCCACCCCCCGCGCCCGCCAUAGCCACCAAACCUGUUAGAACUGGACCAAUCAAACCUCAGGCGAUCAAAACCGAAGAAACAAAAUCUUAAAAGGCUGUGGUUUAUUCCGGGGGGGCUGGGGGCGGGGAGAGGGGAAAGAGGAAGAAUGAAGUGAGAUGAUGCCCCCAGCCAGAGCGGCCGGCGGCCUCUGACAUUCUCCUUUCCAGAGCUCGGAGGUGCCCGGGGACACAGCGGCCGUUCACACUGACGCACAGCUGCUGUCAGCUUGCACCUACCGUACAACACGCACUCUGCCGAUGGCCAUGCGUCUUCAGUCAAUUUACAUACAAACACACACAUGCACGCAUUUCUCGAGUGGAUGUAAUUUAGAACUAAAUCCUUAUGGUUAGAUGAAACACCAGAGGUAAGAGGAAAAUAGCCCGGCCGAGGGAAAGCUCGGCCUGACCAGUGCGGAGGUCCCAGCCGAAUGCAUCACAUGUGGUUUCUUGGCUCCCUUCUGUCCUCCGGAUGUGGUGACAGCAUUUGUAGGCUUGGUGGUGAGACACUGAAGAUGACUGGGGCUGGAGAGAGGGGCCUUGUUUUCGAGUCUGGCAGCUUGCUGUGUUUUGUAACAUGGCGAUAGAGUUGAAUACAAUCAGAGUACAGUAACCGACCUCCUCUUCUCCCUGGACGAGCGAGCAGAUGAUGAAUUAGCGCUGCCCGCGUCCUGACAUACCCGAGCGGGCGGUGUGGGGCUCCUGCUUCUGUCUGAAACGAUGCUGUGUUGUGGCCAUGGUCGAAGCUCUGCAGUGCUGCUUGGCGUCUGCCCCGUGGCGCGCUCGCCGCUCAGACGGCGGAUCUGGGGAGGCGCUCGUUAGGCUGGGUCUUGCUUGCCUCCGCGUGGUCAUCUCUAUGAAUCCAAUGGGUUGUGGGUUUUUUUUUCCCCCCGUCUUUUUUUUUUUUGUCUUUUUUAAACGGUUUUUAGCUGAUAUUCGUGAGGAGCAGUGAGUACCUAGAACCGUGCCCCUGACGGAAGGAAAUCCUAGCUAAGAAGGCGCAUUCUUCGCCAGAGCCGUGUCGUUCCACCCUUUGGGCCCUCUGCUGGAACAAUAGAAUCAAGUCUCAAAUAAUGCCUUUUUAAUUGUAUCCUCUAGUACCAUAGACGUAGGACAGUACUGUACCAUACCUCUGUGAAUGUAAGAUAUCGUACCUGCUUCAUGAUACGUAGUAGUGACCGUGCUUUAUCAGAGCUGUUUUUAAUGACGUUAUUCUAGAAUGUUUUCUUUCCAGAUGAUGAUUGAGAAGCUAAUUUAAAAAAAAAAAUGGUGCCAGGUACCACGACAGUAACAGAACUUUGCUGUUUUCUGGGGUUUUGUUUUUUACCUUUUUUUGUUUUUUUAACGGAGUGUGCUGGAUGUCUCUCUACUUCUGUGCAGAUGACUGCAGAGCCUGGAAAAGCUGUUGCUGCUAUUGAUGCAUAACUUACUGCUAUUGGUCUUUUUUAUAUAAAUAAAUAUAUAUAUACAUAUAUAUAUAAUUUGAAUUUUUGGAAACUAGCUGUGCUGUCAACUUUGGAAAAAGUAUCCCAGGUGUACCGUGUUGGGUUGGCAUUGUACAGAAAUUAACAGCCAUAUUGGUCUAGAAACGUUGGACGUAAUUUUCUCCAUUUGUACAGGGGUUACGCACUGUGUUAAAUACGUAAGGUCUUAUCUACAUGGGUUUGAUUACAGAAACUAAUAAAGUAUUCUCUAAAUAAUGAA